UUGGCGGUCCCUGACAUUGCUAACUGGCAAAACUUAGGCAUAAAUAUUGGCAAUCAUUCAAUGUCUGAAGCAGAAUAAGGAAACAGUGAAUAUGGCUGGAAGGAUCAUCGAACUGUCCCCAUCUCAAAUCAGUGCGCAUAAUGCAUCCGCAUCCGAUGCGGAGGAGAUCUCCAAGCUGCGAGCCUCCCAGUCCCCGAUCGCCAUCAGCCUGCAGCGCUGCCCAGUGUGGACGUCGCUGCGGCCGCUGCAGUACGCCGGCUACUGGGACAACGACGCCGCCGCCACGCUCGUCAACACUGGCCAGACUGCGUACUUCGCGUUCGACGGCGGCUCCCGCCCCCGGCUGAGCGGGGGCCCUCUGCUGGGGGACUACAUCUUCGAGCAGAUGCACUUCCACUGGUCCGUCGACGACUUCACCGGCUGCGAGCACGUGCUGGACGGGCAGGGAUACGCAGCAGAAUGCCACUUCGUGCACUACAACAGCAAGUACGCCAGCAUCGAGCAGGCGGUGGGACACCCGGACGGGCUGGCGGUGGUCGGGUUUCUCUUCGAGGCCGUGGCCGCGCCCAACCCUCGCUGCGACAAGCUCGUGGAGGGGCUGGACAAGAUACGGAAGCGGGAGCGCGCGGUUACUAUAUCUGCGGAUUCUCUCUCCUGGAUGGCCCGGGAUGACCUGCACGAAGGCACCUACGUCACCUACAAGGGGUCACUGACCACCCCUCCCUACACGGAGUGUGUCACGUGGAUCAUUUACGAGAAAACCAUCGAAAUUGGCUCAGAACAGAUAAGCCUAAUGAGACAGCUGGAAGGUCCAGAUGACGCUCCGAUUGAGCGCAACACGCGCCCUACGCAGCGGCACCCGCCCGGACACUCCGUCAUAUACGUGCAGCAGGUCAAGGCCAAGCUAUGAUUGGCUGUCACAGUGAAAAAGCGGGACCGAGGGACCAAUCGGAUGCUGGUAGCGUGUGUUCCGAGCCCGCUAAUUGGCUGUCGUAGUCCGAGACCGCUUGGAUCAAAGUCUAGCGUUCUAACUGGAACUCGGUCGGUGCGUACAAUUUAUAGUGAACAUCGUGCCGUUGAUUACAGUAUAGCAACGCCAACUUUAGACUUUGAUUAAGUUAGGGUGUUUUCAGUUUGCACGUGCAUAAGUAUAGAAACCGUGUCUGUUAUGUGUGAUACGAUGUCCUAACUCCUGUAGAUAUUUAUGAAGGUCUACUGUGUUUAUUGUCAGACAUAAGUACUUAGUUAUUAAAUACUUGUACAAAAUAGAUAAAACUUACAUAAUAGUUUAAAUAUAUUACUGUAAAUUAAAUGUUUUACACUGUAUACUUACGUUAUGUACAAAGUACCUAGAUAUUAUUAUAUUUUAUGUUAAAAGAUUAAUAAAAAUAUUAAC
Molecule: messenger RNA, 1396 nt
Organism: Plutella xylostella (diamondback moth)
Lineage: Eukaryota; Metazoa; Arthropoda; Insecta; Lepidoptera; Plutellidae
Gene: CAH3
Product: Carbonic anhydrase 3
Cellular component (GO): cytoplasm
Molecular function (GO): zinc ion binding; carbonate dehydratase activity
Source: RefSeq, a predicted model, not a curated record